AUGGAAUGGAAUCUCAGAAGGAUGGAGAGCGAGCUGAGACAGAUCAAUCCAGACUUGCUGCAGCCCAGCAAGAGCUUUAAGAAGCCCUCGUCGGGCACAAUCACCCUUAAUGUAGGGGGAUACCUAUAUGCAGCGCAACGGCAAACACUAGCCAAGCAUCCUGGCUCUCUACUUGAAGAACUUGUCAGCGGCAAGAAAGCUGUGCAACAUGUUGACGCUAUGGGCAACACGUUCAUUGACCGUGAUGGGCCAGUUUUCCGACACGUUUUGAAUUUCCUCAGGACCGGAGAACUGAUCCUACCGGAUGACUUCAAGGAAGUCACACUGCUGCGGCGCGAGGCUGACUUUUACCGGCUGAGCAAGCUGGCCCAGGCACUGCAGGAGUGGGAGCAGCAACGGGCAGGUCAGCGUGAGCCUGCCUUUCUGGAGGUGACCGACAGCCCUGAGAGGUCACACGGCCUCAAGAUCUACUGCAGCGACACUGCCUUCAUUGAGAAAGUCAAGGCACGCUUGGUGCAGAUCUCCAAGAGUCGCUUAGAUGGCUUUCCUGAAGAGUUUGAGAUCUCAUCCAAUAUCAUCCAGUUCCGGCACUUUAUCAAAUCCGAGCAGGGCUCCCGCUUGGUGCUCAAGGAGGACAGUACCUUUCUGUGCACUCUGGAGACGCUCAAGCUCGAGGCGGUAAUGAUGGCACUCCGAGCGGGCUUUCGGCUGCUCACCUGCCUGGACAGCAGCCGGGGAUCAGUGGUACAAUGCGAAGCUUUGCACUUUGUCAAGUGACCAUACAACCUUUAAAAGCACCCAUCAAGCAUCGUUGAUGUCGCCAUCAGCACAAACUGCACAGAACCUGCACUGCAUUCACAAGACUGUUCUGCAAUUAAUGCUGCUUUUGCAUUCCUCCAGCUCUUAAUCAGCCUCGACAAGGUGUUCUGUACUGUGUUGUUUGUAUCCUAUUAGGGUGUCUGCAGGUAUGGUUAAGUCAAAUGUAACAAUUAUUUUGCAUUUUAAUGCCACAUUAGAUGUAAUUCAGGACCAAACUGAUAUGAUUUGUAAGUAGUAACUUGUGAGUUAAGUAACAAACUGUAAAUCAUAGCUGGCAGAACUCAUUCAAAUCUAUAGAAAUCUUAAAACUCAACCUACACAUUUAAAAAAACAGGGAUUAAAGGACAAGAGCGCUGUGUAAUGCUUGGAUACUUGUAUAUAUGUUAUAUUUUAUUUUAUUUUAUUUUCUCAUGUGUACCAGAAAUACAGUUGUUUGGAUUAAUU
Molecule: messenger RNA, 1263 nt
Organism: Trichomycterus rosablanca
Lineage: Eukaryota; Metazoa; Chordata; Actinopteri; Siluriformes; Trichomycteridae
Gene: kctd4
Product: potassium channel tetramerization domain containing 4
Exons: 1
Coding region: 1-777 (258 amino acids)
Biological process (GO): protein homooligomerization
Molecular function (GO): protein binding
Source: RefSeq, a predicted model, not a curated record